UUUUAACGCUCUGCCACCUGACUUGAGUAUCAAAACUUGAUGAGUCGCGACCAACAUCGUGUAGCUACAACAACGUAAUGCACAUGUACGCGGUGGAAAGCCAACAGCGAACAAAAUGUCUGAGAACGACGAAAGAAAAGUAUUAGUAGACCACGAAGUGACUACAGAUGGCUAUGGGACAGGGCAACUUGGGAAGGAACAUGAAGACACUGAAAGUAUUAAAAGUGAAGAAGUUGAAGUAAAAAUUCUACCAAAGCCUGCUUCAUUAGGUCAGCUGUUUCGAUAUGCUACAGCAUUAGAUGUUAUGUUCAUGAUCAUCGGUAGUAUUUUUGCCGUUGUACAUGGAGCAGGAUGGCCUGUAAUGAUGAUCAUUUUUGGUCAGAUGACCGACUCGUUUAUAAAUCUUGGUCAGAAUAUGACUGGUCACAACACAUCAGCGUUGCCAAUCCUACCGAUAAUGACACCGUUUCCACUGACAAACUUUACCAAUGGUAGUUCAGUUAUUCCUCUUUAUCCAUUUGCUAAUCCCAGCCUCUCUCAUUGGCAAGAGGAAAUGACACGUUAUUCCAUCUACUAUUGCAUUGUGGGAGGAGCAGUAUUUGUGGCAUCCUAUUUUCAGGUUUGUUUUUGGACCAUGUCUGCUGAAAGGCAAACACUAAAAAUACGUAAAGUCUUUUUCAAGUCUAUUCUACGACAAGAGAUUGGUUGGUUUGAUAAACACCAAAGUGGAGAGUUAACUACACGCUUGACAGAUGAUAUGGAGCAAGUACGCACUGGUAUUGGUGAUAAGUUUAGUCUAAUUAUUCAGUUUACUGCUGCAUUCUUCAGUGGGUUUGCCAUAGGAUUUUGGAAAAGUUGGAAGCUUGCGCUUGUGAUGAUGUCAUUGACUCCACUUUUAGCCAUAGCUGCAGGAACAAUGGCUAAGGUCAUUCAAUCGUUUGCCACUCGAGAGCAAGAAGCAUAUGCCAAGGCUGGUAGUGUUGCUGAGGAAGUGUUAUCAUGCAUACGAACUGUGGCAUUAUUUAGUGGACAACCUAAGGAGUGCAUUAGGUACGAUAAGGAGCUUGUUGUCGCUAAAAAUAUUGGUAUUCGUAAAUCCCUGGUUACAGGAAUUAGUUUAAUGCUUACUAUGUUCAUUAUAUUUUCUGCUUACGCCUUGGCCUUCUGGUAUGGCCCACUCUUAGUGUCUCGUGGUGAGAUGUCAGGGGGAGAAGUGCUGACUGUGUUCUUCUGUGUCAUGAUUGGUUCUAUGUCUCUUGGUAAUGCUGGUCCUAAUUUACAAUUUGUAGCAUCAGCCAAAGGAGCCGCUGCAACUCUCAUCAAAAUAAUUGAUAAUGAACCUAGUAUUGACGCGAGCUCUCAUGAUGGUAUCCAAUUAGAUAAUUUAUCAGGCCAUAUUGAAUUUAGAAAUGUCUCAUUUGCAUAUCCCACGAGAGAAGACGUCACAGUUUUGAAAGAUUUUUCAAUAGAAGUGAAACCAGGCCAGACUGUAGCACUUGUAGGGGCCAGUGGAUGUGGUAAAUCUACUGCAGUUAGUUUACUGUUAAGAUUCUAUGAUGCAGCAUCCGGUGAAAUCCUGAUUGAUGGACAUGAUAUCAAAUCAUUAAAUCUGCAAUGGCUUCGACAGAGUAUUGGAUUGGUUAGUCAAGAGCCUGUUCUAUUCGGUUACAGCAUCCGGGAAAAUAUAGAACUUGGACAAGAGGGUGUUACCUUUGAUGAAAUAGUCAAAGCGGCCAAGGACGCCAAUGCUCAUGAUUUCAUUAGUAAUCUUCCAAACGGGUAUGAUACUUUAGUUGGUGAACGAGGAGCGCAACUCUCAGGUGGGCAGAAACAGAGAAUUGCUAUUGCAAGAGCAUUAGUACGUGACCCAAGAAUACUGCUUUUAGAUGAAGCAACGUCAGCCCUUGAUACGGAAAGUGAGAAAGUUGUACAGACUGCAUUGGAUAAGUUGGUGGUGCUACAAAUGGUGGCCGAAGUUGAAGCGGAUGAAUUAGCCAUUCCCAUUAAUGCUGAGGAGUCUAUCACUAUAUCACAUGAAGAAAAACUGCUACUGAAAAGACAGGCAUCACUGAAGAGGCAAUCAUCUACAGUCAGUCAAAAGUCUUUGAAGGAGGAGGACCCUAAAUUGCUAAAGGAAGAAGUAGAAAAUCCCCAUUAUUUCCGUAUAUUAAAAAUGAAUUUACCUGAAUGCGGAUACAUUCUGUUUGGAUGUUUUUGGAGUGCUGUAGCUGGAGUGGCCUUCCCCAUAUGGGCUAUAUUUUUCUCUGAAGUAAUAAAGGUAUUCAUGCUUACAGAUGCUAAUGAGAUGCGAAAGGAAGCUAUGUUCUGGGCUCUGAUGUUUUUAGCUCUCGGUGGUGUUCUUGGAGUGUCAAAUUUAUUUUUCAGUUGGAUGUUUGGUGUAUCCGGUGAAAAAUUAACACUGCGCAUGAGAUCAAAAUCGUUUAAAGCUAUUUUACGUCAGGACAUCGGAUGGUUUGAUGAUCCACGGCACAAUACUGGUGCCUUGACAACCAGACUGGCUACUGAUGCAUCUAAUAUAAAAAAUGCUACAGGUGUUCGCAUUGGUACAAUAUUACAAGCGUUUUUCUCUAUGGUUGCUGCUAUGGUAAUAGCUUUCAUAUAUGGCUGGCAGCUGGCGUUAGCAUUGCUUGCUUGCGUGCCAUUGGUAGGACUUGCCGGACUCCUCAACAUGAAGGCUGUUCAUGGUCACCAAAAGAAAGAUCAAGAAUUAUUGGAAAAUGCUGGAAAGACAGCAUCUGAAGCAAUUGAAAAUAUGAGAACAGUAGCGUCAUUGACUCGGGAACCAACAUUUUAUGAAACUUACAGUAAACAUUUGAAAAAACCCUAUUUCAAUGCAAUGAGAAAUGCUCAUGUCUAUGGUAUAUCGUUUGGAUUUGCUCAAGGCAUAAUGCUACUGCUGUAUGCUGGUGCUUUUAGAUUUGGAGCUUUUUUAGUCGGUAUUGAUGAAAUAGAACUGGCAGAUGUUUUCAAGGUCUUCUUUGCGGUUUCAUUUGCUGGUAUGGCUCUCGGCCAAUCAGCUUCCUUCCUUCCUGAUUACUCAAAAGCCAAGCAUUCAGCCGGUCUGAUAUUCAAAUUAUUUGACACGGUUCCACCAAUAGACAUCUAUUCACAGGAUGGCAUGAAACCAGACCACAUUGUUGGUGAAGUGACUUACAGAAACGUUUAUUUUAAUUACCCAAGUAGACCUGAUGUUAAAGUGUUAAGAGGCAUUAAUAUUAAUGUGAAUACAAAUCAACGUGUAGCUUUAGUUGGUGCCAGUGGAUGUGGUAAAAGUACCAUGGUGUCUUUACUGGAACGGUUUUACAACCCUUAUGAUGGACAAAUUAUGGUUGAUGGGAAAGAUGUGCGUGAUAUUAAUUUGAAUUGGUUGAGACAUCAGAUGAGUGUUGUGAGUCAGGAACCAAUUCUCUUUAACUGUUCAAUUGCUGAGAACAUAGCAUAUGGUGUUGAAGAAGACAUUCCCCAUGUUAUGAUUGAAGAGGCUGCCAAAACCGCUAACAUACAUGAUUUUAUAGUAUCACUUCCAAAGGGGUAUGAAACUGUUGUUGGAGAGAAAGGUUCUUUAUUGUCAGGUGGUCAGAAACAAAGAGUGGCUAUAGCGAGGGCUCUGAUAACCAAUCCAACCAUACUACUCCUAGAUGAAGCCACAUCAGCAUUAGAUACAGAGAGUGAAAAGAUUGUGCAGAAUGCCUUGGACAAAGCCAUGGAGGGAAGAACGUGCAUCGUAAUAGCGCAUCGUCUUUCAACAAUUCAGUCUGCUGAUCAGAUAUUAGUGAUUGAAGAUGGUCGUGUAAUUGAACAAGGAACGCAUAAACAGCUCAUAGCUAUGCAGGGGGCAUACUACACCUUGACUAGUGGACAGCGGUUAACAUAAACUUCAAGAAUUGUAUUAUUUUUUCUGAUGAUGUCCAUGCCCAUAUUAUUACCAUAUUUAGUAGUGUUCAACAUUCCAGUUUAUUUUUAAUCGCCAAAUCUAUAUAUUUUUCACGAUUGCCAUAUAUGGCAUGUACGGUACUUAUAAUAGUAUUCUGCCAGUUAUUUCAAUAAUUCUAUAUAUGGCAGUAUCGUAAAUACAUCAUCAUUUCUAUGUACUAUCUUUGUUUGCAAUAAUUGAAUGAUUUUUUAAAUUUUAUUUUAUGAUCAAUAUUUUUAAUUGAAAUUUUCAAUAUUUUGAACACACGUUUUAUUGCAUUAUAAACAUUUUUUAACAUGACAUUUAUUGAGAUAAUCUUUCAUCCCUGUCUCCCCUUAAAAAAACAUUAAAAUUACAUAAACUUUGAUUCUACUUAAUUUAAAUCCAUAUUUUCAUAAUUUAUAGAUGAG
This is a messenger RNA of Saccoglossus kowalevskii, 4344 nucleotides long. RefSeq names its product ATP-dependent translocase ABCB1-like. NCBI's taxonomy places the organism in Eukaryota, Metazoa, Hemichordata, Enteropneusta, Harrimaniidae. The record is from RefSeq and is a predicted model, not a curated record. Gene Ontology annotation, biological process: oligopeptide export from mitochondrion. Gene Ontology annotation, molecular function: ATP hydrolysis activity; ABC-type oligopeptide transporter activity; ATP binding. Gene Ontology annotation, cellular component: mitochondrial inner membrane.